UACGCAGAUUACGCCGAAAUUCUUGUAUCACAAGGUCGCUUAACUACUGCCCUUAAAUACUUGAAUUUAAUACCUGUAGAAUACAAAACAGCUACACUCGAUCAAAAUAAUUCUUUGGCCGUAAUCAGAGAGAGAUUGCACAACUCUGGUGUGGAUGUAGGAAGCACUAAAGCACCUUCAUUUCCAUUUUCACAAGUACUUGUUGGUGAAGAUGGCGAAAUAAAUCAAACUGUUGUUGGUAGUGAUGCAACUUUUCCACCACAAGUCGACCCCAACGCCACACAGGCUGCUUACCAACAACCUGCUGCUCAACAAACAUAUUAUAAUCAGUACACCUAUAACCAGCAACCUGUUGUUCCAAACGUGCCGUAUCAACCUCAACAGCAAGCCCAGCAAGUCCAACAGAUGGCUUACAACCAAUAUGUACCGCCCCCUUAUAAUCCACCUCUACAAAAUCCCACAGGUUACCCCUAUCAGCAAAACUUUACCGGAUAUAAUCAACCAUUUUCAGAAAGUAAUAAUAAUUUAAUCCCUCAACCUCCUAUGCCUAAUACACUUGUCCAAAACGAAAACGUACCGCCUGCAGAAGUUUUAGGUGCACAGAAAAAUGUACAAAACUGGAAUGAUCCUCCAGUUGUACCUCCUCCACAAAUGAACAGAAGGGUAGCACAAGUCCAAGUGAACAAGCCAUCACCUAUCGUAUCCCCCUUUCCGACAUCCACUUCUCCAGCGCAGCAAAAGGUACAUCCUCCGGCGCAAAAUUUUGCAGCUCCACCACAGCCGAACAUACCUACAGGCUUGCCACCACUACAGGCAAAUCCUGCAGCUCCUACAACAGCAGCGUAUCAGCCCAUUCAGUCGAUGCAACCACAAGCAGGUGUAACGUCAUCUUUAUAUCCACCACCACCUCCUAAUCCAAAUGUUCCGCAGCAACCACCAACACAGCGACCUUCGCAACCUACUCA
This is a messenger RNA of Racocetra persica, 965 nucleotides long. The record is from the annotation of a GenBank genome assembly. NCBI's taxonomy places the organism in Eukaryota, Fungi, Glomeromycota, Glomeromycetes, Diversisporales, Gigasporaceae.